AUGACCCUCAAGGGUGGCGCCACCAGUGCCUGCGCCGCAUGCAAGUACCAACGCCGUAAGUGCAUCCCUGAAUGUCUUCUUGCCCCUUAUUUCCCCGCCGAUCAAACCAAAGUCUUUCAAAACGCUCAUAAAUUGUUCGGCGUUAGCAAUAUUGUUAAGAUACUACGAAGCUUAGAUCCUUCCCAACAUGCCGAAGCAAUGCGUUCCAUCAAAUAUCAAGCCAAUGUCCGUGAUCGCUUCCCGGUUUACGGUUGUUUGGGUGUCAUUCGUCAGCUUUAUUAUCAGAUUCAGAUGUUGGAAGAGGAAAUGCAUACCGUACUUACACAACUCGAGAUGUAUAGACAACACCAUCAUCACCAACAACAACAACAGCAACAUCAGCACCAGCACCAAAUUUCAUCAAUGGCGGACGAUGUCAUUUCUCAGUUAGAACUCGGCAUGGCACCCUCUAACAAUGCUCUUCCUCUCUUUAAUCAAGUUACUCAUCAACCCUACACUAUGCAAAACACUUACUCCUCCUCAGACAUCGAUUCUCCUCCUAAAGACAAUGUAGAAAACAAUUCUUUGUGGAUCCAACAUCUUUUUUUCGACACUAAUAAUCACGGUACUAGCAACAAUGAUAGUCCCAUUGCCAUUCAAUCUCAGUUAUUGGUCCCUAACUCCGAACCCUUAGCCGAUACUCAACACCAAGUGGUUCAAGAUUACGAUGAAAUUCAUCCCUUUUUCGAUUCCAUCGACGACAGACAAUCUUAUAUUGAUACCAAAGAUGCCGAAGACUCCAGCAGUUCAGAAGAAUCACUCAAAGAGACAACGCAAUUAAUGGUGGGGAAUGUUGGAAGCAAAGAUUUGAAAAGUGCAGCUGCUUGUUUCAGUCUCACCAGUGUCAGCUGAUCAGCUGCCACCCAAAAAAACUAGUACUGCAACUCCCAUUCCUUUCUUCUUUUUCUUUUUCUUUUUUCUUAAUCAGAUCUUAU
Messenger RNA from Gossypium raimondii (Peruvian cotton), 974 nucleotides. RefSeq names its product LOB domain-containing protein 27. The transcript is spliced from 2 exons. Lineage: Eukaryota; Viridiplantae; Streptophyta; Magnoliopsida; Malvales; Malvaceae. Bases 1 to 891 code for a protein of 296 amino acids. The record is from RefSeq and is a predicted model, not a curated record.